Entrophospora sp. SA101 is the source of this 546-nucleotide messenger RNA. NCBI's taxonomy places the organism in Eukaryota, Fungi, Glomeromycota, Glomeromycetes, Entrophosporales, Entrophosporaceae. The record is from the annotation of a GenBank genome assembly.
AUGGAUUUUUUUGAACCUUUGUUAAAUCAAGCAAAAAAAUUGGAAAUGCAUCAAGUCGAGGAUGAUUUCCAACCAAAAAUUGAAUUGUUUCCAAGUGAUCAGAGUCCUGUGUACGAGACGGUCGAUAUACUUCCAAAACCAGGAAUAGUAUUAAAAACAUUGGUUAAAGCCUCUAUAGAAGCAAAUAAAUAUCCAUCAGAUAUGAAAUUUUUUAUAAAUAUAUCCACUGCAUUCAUUGAUUAUAAUGACAAGUAUCAAUUAUAUGGUGCCGGUUCAGGUUCUAAUGCAAGCCUUGCUUUAUGUUCCAAUGACGAAGAGGUUGAAGAACAACUCCUUAAAAAAAUUAGAAAACCUAAUUUUGUAUGGGCACAUUUUCGUGAUCUUGAAACAAUUGAUCCAAAUGAAUAUCAAAAUGGCUUAAAAAAUAUCAGUAAUAGAAUAGAUAGAUUAUAUAAUCAAAUACCAACAAACAGUGUUCUAAUGGUCAUUGGUGAACCAAAAAUAAAAAACGAACAUGGAAUCGCUUUUAUUAGAGUUAAAAACUAA